Messenger RNA from Prorocentrum cordatum, 1158 nucleotides. The record is from the annotation of a GenBank genome assembly. Lineage: Eukaryota; Dinophyceae; Prorocentrales; Prorocentraceae.
GAGACGCCUGGGAAGCGACCCUGGAGUCGGGCUUACAAGCAUGGAGCCCUCGAAAGAGGCAGCGAAACGGCAGCACUGACAUCACACUCGAAGAUUGGUGCAUCGCUUUGGGCGUGCCCUUCAAGGGGUACAACGACGACCUGCGCUCCGAGUACGUGCAACGGAUCCUCACAGCAGCGCGCCUACUUCCACCAAGCUCGCCUGCGGAACGCACGCCCCAAACAAGAUGGCCUCGCCACCUCACCACCGACUUCAUCACCACAUGGAUCGCGUCUCAAGGGAACGCCUGGGAAGCGACCCUGGAGUCGGGCCUACAGGCAUGGAGCCCUUUAAAGAGACAGCGGCACGGCAGCAGGGACAUCACACUCGAAGAUUGGUGCAUCGCCCUCGGCGUCACAUUCAAAGGAUUCCGCAACGACUUGCGCUCCGAGUACGUGCAACGCAUUCUCACGGCAGCUCGGUCGCUCGUGCAAGCAUGGCCGUCCGACAUCACCACCAGUUUCAUACGACCCAAGGACACCUCCGUCGAAGACUGGUGCGUCGCUCUGAACAUUCCUCUUCACAGCUACGACGAGACUCACCGACAACGCCUGACGGUUACGAUCGAGGACUGGUGCGCAGCCCUCCUCAUUCCGUUCAAAGGCUUCCGAAACGAUCUGAGGCCCCAGUACAUCCACCAAAUCGUCGACGCAACUGCCAUACUGCGAGCGGAGCCUCAGUGGCCCCACCACCUCGACGCGGCUUUCAUCAAGCAAUGGGCUCGCCAGCAUCCGGAAGAUUGGGAACGACACUUGCGCGCCUGGCUGCCCACGUGGAAACUCCACACCUCCCGCGCUGACGCCCCUGUCACUAUCACAGCCUGGUGCAUAGCGCUCGGCCUACCCUUCGACAAGCAACUCUGUGCCGCUCACGUACAGGAGUACAUCGAGAAGAUCGUUCAUCAGGUUCACCUGCUGCUGCGCAUCCCAAUUUGGGAACAACCUCUCCGCCUCUCCGCCGUCGUGCAGUGGGCUAAGCAACAUCCAGACGUCUGGCCUUCCUUACUCCAGCUCGCUCUCGACACUUGCCCUUUGCAGUCCACGCACAGCGACGUUGCGCUCGACCCCGCCCUCGACGCGUGGUGCCUCGCCUAUGACAUUGACUCCGCCGACCUGGGAA